GACAGACGUUUAAACGCUGAUGUGGGAGGGAAGAGUGAAGGGUUAAAUGAGUAUGACGUGUUAUUUAGAUCCAUCGUGUCAGAAGAACUCCACCGCUGCCAGUGCAGCUGCGCGCAGCACUCAGUGCGCAUGCGCGUCAUCCUCAGAUUUCUUAAUAUUUAAUAUCAAUGGCUGCCGCUGAUUUCUAAAGCAUCUCCUAAAAUCACGAAGGAAGCUUUGACACGUUUUCUGAACCUCGAGGUGCACGUCAGUCUCUUGUGUUUUAUUCGACGAGCUUCGAUCAUAAUCGGUCAGAAUUCAUCUGUAGCACCAAAAUGGGACAAAAAUGUCACAUUUAACCCUUUCCGCUCCAGAGUCGACAUUACCGCGAGCUCACCCUCACUUCCUGUUUCAGCAGGAAAUAGACUGCACUCGCACAGCUGUUUCACGGGAUCUUUAUGCCGUGUCUCACUUUCUGUGUCCUGGUGUCUGUCAGCAGAAGAUGAUGCGUCAGGUGUCCAGCAGCGAGUACUGUGUGGACAGCAGGCCGUCGUGUUUAGCCGAGGACGGGAGACUCUCUCCGAGUCACUUUGAUCUGUGUCCCACCAAGUUCUAUCCGUCUCCUCCUCCUCAGCGCUCGCGACCGAUGUGCUUCGCUUACCUGCCGCCUCCGGCCGCCGCCGUCCUCAAACCCACGCCGUGCCAGAGACAGGACCGCCACGAGGAGCCGCCAGUGUCCCCGGGGCCCGCAGCCGCUCAGGGCAGCAACAAGAGUGGGGACUCCAAAAAAAAGGGUGCGUCUGGGAGGUCUGGGAAACGCGGGCGUCCGGCGGGCACCACCAAAUCAGCCGGAUACAGAACCAGCACCGGCAGACCUCUGGGCACCACCAGAGCCGCCGGCUUCAAGACCAGUCCGGGACGGCCGCUGGGCACCACCAAAGCCGCGGGGUAUAAAGUGAGUCCCGGUCGCCCGCCGGGGAGCAUAAAGAGCCAGUCCCGCCUGAGCAAACUGAGCUACAGCGCCUGCAGCGGAGCCGCCUUUCCCUUCAGCAUCACACACAAACCUGGAGCCUGCGGCGCUGCGCUGAAGGAGGAGACCCCCACAGAAACACAAAAAAUGCUGUUACAAGCCCCACAGUUCCUCCUCAGCAGCUUCCCCGUACGAAACCAAAAAACCCCUCCGCCGAUCAGCGUCAUGCCAUCGGAGGCCUUUUCCCCAGCGGCGGUGUGUCUGGACGGCGGUCAGUCGAGAAACAGUCUGACCAUCCACAGCACUCUGCCAACAUACUCCUGAACUCCUGCACGCGUCUGACACACACGUGAUCUCUGUCACACACACACACACACACACACACACACACACACACACACACAUGAUCUCUGUCACACACACACAUGAUCUCU
Cyprinus carpio (common carp) is the source of this 1383-nucleotide messenger RNA. RefSeq names its product UPF0461 protein C5orf24 homolog. Lineage: Eukaryota; Metazoa; Chordata; Actinopteri; Cypriniformes; Cyprinidae. The record is from RefSeq and is a predicted model, not a curated record.